Molecule: messenger RNA, 2965 nt
Organism: Anguilla anguilla (European eel)
Lineage: Eukaryota; Metazoa; Chordata; Actinopteri; Anguilliformes; Anguillidae
Product: mitochondrial intermediate peptidase-like
Exons: 19
Coding region: 524-2602 (692 amino acids)
Biological process (GO): peptide metabolic process
Cellular component (GO): mitochondrion
Molecular function (GO): metalloendopeptidase activity
Source: RefSeq, a predicted model, not a curated record
CAGAAAUGACGUUUUCGUAGAACCUUAACUGGUAUUAGCACUUUCGACGUAGCGAACAAGGAAUAUAUUUAUAAGCUUUGGCAACAUUGUUUUGUAACAUUAUGCGGAUGUUUAAUUCAGUGUGUUUCUUUGUGUAAAUGCCUUUAUUUUUGAAGUAACGAUAUAUAUUUUUGUUUUUAAUUGAACCGUUGACGAAAGUCUGUUUUCAAAAUGUUGCCAUCUCCGGUGUGACCGGUGUAGUGCCCACCAAUGUGGACUUGUCAGUGGUCAUGUAACGACAGUGAUAACAUUACAAGGAUUUCCCGUUGUCUGUAUUGUCUAUUAGAUCAGGCAUUGAUCUGGCGCAAGCUCUUUCUAGCACUUGAAUUUCAGCUACGCAUUAAACAUAACUAACGUGUGCAAAAUGUGCAGUUAGAAACGUCAUUUGGAAAUGCAAGUAUGCUAUAGUCUAGAUUGUCCUUGUGAAAAUGUACUGAUGUAUGUAUUAAGUCGACAGGCUGUAACACUUAUAUGUUAAAACACAAUGUUGUCGUGCAACAGACUGGCGAAUGUUACAAAACAUAUACGGAUUAGUGCGUUAACCCGGUAUGUUACGACCUGGUCUGCUGUCGGAGCAGCAUUUAACGCCAGACAGCACAAAAGAUUCGACCUGUCUGAACAAAAUGUGGGCUUGUUUGGGGUGCCGGAGCUCUGCACGAAGGCAGGCUUUGCAGUUGUCGAAAAUCGAGCUCUAAAGGAGACCGAACAGCUGGUGAACCGAGUGUGUCGCAGCCCUCCCGGGGCAAUCACCGUCGAGACAUUCGACCAACUCUCUGACAGUUUGUGCAAAGUGGCUGAUUUGGCUGACUUUGUCAAAGUGGCUCACCCUGAUCCAGCAUUCCGAGAAGCGGCCGAGAGGACGUGUGUAAACAUCGGCACAGUGGUAGAAAAGCUAAACACUAAUGUUGACCUGUGUAAGAGUCUAAAGGAUUUGUUGGAUGACGAAGAGGUUCUAGCCACCUUGGACCCAGAAACAAGGAGGGUGGCAGAGCUCUUUAUGUUUGAUUUCGAAAUUAGCGGAAUACAUCUGGAUGAAAAAAAGAGAAGGAAGGCCGUGAACCUCAACGUCGAUCUCCUGGACCUCAGCAAUGAGUUCCUGUUGGGUUCCCACCAGCCAAACAAAAUAGAGAAGCAUAUUCUGCCAGAACACAUUCGCCACUGCUUCUCGAUAGACGGCAACUGCAUACAGAUUGGAGGUCUGCAUGCCGAUUCGCCCAAUGAUUUGGUGCGAGAAGCUGCUUAUAAAGUUUUUCUUUAUCCCAUUCCAAAACUAUUACAUUGCUUGGAAGAGCUUUUGGCUUGCCGGAACGAGCUAGCCAAACUGGUGGGGUACGACUCGUUUGCCCAUCGAGCUCUGAAAGGAACAAUGGCUAAAACCCCAGAAACUGUGAUGAAAUUCCUAACGUUGCUGACAGAAAAACUUUCAGACAGAACAGCCAAUGACUUUCAGAUGAUGAGGAACACGAAGAGCAGAGUGAAUCCACAGAAUGCGGAGCUGAUGCCCUGGGACCAUCCGUACUUCAGCAGCGUGAUACGCACGGAGCGGUACAACAUCGACCCCAGCCUGUACAGCCCGUACUUCUCCCUGGGGGCCUGCAUGGAGGGUCUGAACGGCCUCUUCAGCCAGCUGCUGGGCGUCUCCUUCCAGACGGAGCAGACCCAGGCGGGGGAGGUGUGGAGCGAGGACGUCCGUAAGCUGGCGGUGGUUCAUGAAAAAGAGGGACUUCUGGGAUACAUCUACUGCGACUUCUUCCACAGGCCCGGUAAACCACACCAGGACUGCCACUUCACCAUCCGCGGGGGUCGGCUGAAGGAGGACGGGGAGUACCAGCUCCCCGUGGUGGUGCUCAUGCUCAGCCUGCCCCACCCCUCCAAAAGCACCCCCGCCCUGCUCACCCCGGCCAUGAUGGAGAACCUCUUCCACGAGAUGGGGCACGCCAUGCACUCCAUGCUGGGGCGGACCCGCUACCAGCACGUCACAGGAACUCGGUGCUCCACGGACUUCGCCGAAGUGCCGUCGAUACUGAUGGAGUACUUCGCCACGGACUACCGGGUGGUGAAGCAGUUCGCGCGCCAUUACCAUACGGGCCAGCCCCUGCCCGAAAGCAUGGUGUCCUGUCUGAGCGAAUCCAAGAGGGUCUGCGGAGCGGCAGAUACCCAGCUUCAGGUUUUCUAUGCUGCACUGGAUCAGGUGUACCACGGGAAGCCCCAAAAUCAAUCAUCAACUAAAAUUCUUCAGGAGAUUCAGGAGAAAUUCUACGGGUUACCCUACGUGCCGAACACGGCCUGGCAGCUGAGGUUCAGCCACCUCAUUGGGUACGGCGCCAAGUACUACUCCUACCUCAUGUCCCGGGCGGUGGCCUCCAUGCUGUGGAGGCAGUGCUUCCUCGAGGACCCCUUUGACAGGGACAUGGGAGAGCGCUACCGCAGGGAGAUGCUGGCUCACGGCGGCGCCAAGGAACCGAUGCUCAUGGUCAAAGGCAUGCUGCAGAGGUCUCCCUCCAUCGAGGACUUCGUUGACGCCCUGGUGUCGGACCUGAACCCCUCCCCUCAACAUUUAUAGGGGUCUCGUAGCGACUCAGCGGAUCAACUACUAUUCGGGGACGGGUUUGUUUUUGUGUUUUUUUUUUGUUUUGUUUUUUUCUACGUCUAGCUGGAUCACGGUUUCUUCUCCAUUCCUCCUCCAUUCUCGCCGCUGUUGGACUGCACCACACGACUACUGAUUCUGUGGAAACCAUUAGACCACAAAACAAGCGAUUGUAUCGUACACCAAAACAUUAUAUACAUACAUUCGACGGGUUAUUCCUUAUUUACAUUUAAUAAUGUGUCUUGUGCUGCUGUUUUUCCUCCACAAAAGGGAUAUUGUACUGUAGUGUGUUUGUUCCUUGUGACAGACUGGAUAUCAGUAAAGAAAAUUUUACCUGUG